GACUGAAAUCCGCUGCCGGCCCUGCUCUGGAAGCCUGUGCCUCUCUUGGUGUCGGCUGCGCUGUAGGCCUCAGCCCCAUGGAUCCCUUCCUGGCUCUGCUGAAUUCUUUGUCCGCCAGCCUGUCUAGCAGCGAGCUCUGCGAGCUGAAGUUUCUGUGCAAGGACAAAAUUGGGAAAAGGAAGUUGGAGUCUGUCCAGAGUGGCAGGGAGCUCUUCAACUUCCUCAUGGAGCAGCAACUGAUCGCAAGUUACAACGUAGACUUGCUUAAAAGCAUGUUUAAGACCAUUAAGAGAGAAGAUUUGAUCUCACAGCUGGAGGAGUUCAUAGAGGAGGGAGAAGCCAGCGCUCCUGAUGAGCGGCCUGACAUGAAGGAAAGACGUUUGCAGAAGGUAGUUAUCGAAGUUAUAUGCGAGAACGUUGGGAGAGACUGGAAAAUGCUGAUGCGAAAACUUGACUUUUCUGAUGUGAGAAUGGAGAGAAUAAUGGUAGCCAAGCCAAAUAAUUUACGAGAGCAAUUGUUUCAGUCGCUUCGAGAGUGGCAGAAAUGGAAGGGGAAAGAUGCGAAGGUGGCUGACCUAAUAAAGGCUCUUCGAGACUGUAAUAUGAAUUUGGUGGCAGACAUAGCUGAACAGAAGCUCUUUCACCUGAAUACAGAAAACAUGUGAAAUCAAGAUAAAAACACUCAGACCACGGGUAUGAAAGGAAAAAAAGAAGCAAUAGUGCCUUCUGAUCAUCUGAACCCAAAUCACUGUCAUUGGCUCUGUUAAUUCUGCCAUUAAUUUAUGUGCCUUAAAAUUAAUAGCUAAUUUCAGGUCAGGUAAUAGCUAAUGUGAAAACAAUUUCAUUUCAGCCAAUGCUUUGAAGUUGGUGCUUCCCUUAAGAGAUUUUAACUUUUAGAAUACAAAUACUCCACUUUGCAGAAAUACUCCCACCUGAAAAUAAGAUAUGCUUUAUUGCAUAUUCCUUACAAGUGCCUUGUCUGUAAUUACAUCCAUGGGACCCUUCUGAGGGAACUGAAAAUUUCAUUAGGAGGUUGGAAUAUUCAUAUAUACGUAUAUAUAUACAUAUAUAUAUAUAUAUAUAUAUACACUCUUAUUUUAUGUGAUCUGUUUGUAACUAGUGUGAAAGGGGUAAAGAGGCUGAACUCUUACCUAUGUAGUGAGUCUUGUCUUUGUUUUGAGUAGCAUAAGGUAAUGUCUUCCAUAAUUUUUUGAACACCUUUACUAUCAGUAAAAGAAUACAAAGAAGACUGUAACCUCAAUCUGUAAGACAGCAGUGCAAUAGGACUCAUAACUACUGUAGUGGGUUUCUUGGCAGAAAAUGUGCCUGGAUUGAAAAACAAUCUUGUUGAAAUUAAUUAUGAAGUGCCUUUAUAUACAGAAUCACAGAAUGGUUUAGGUUGAAGGGGACCUCUGGAGGUUAUGUGGUCCAACCACCCUGCUGAAGCACAACCACAUAUAGGGCAGGCUGCCCAAUACCAUGCCCAGGCAACAUUCCAGAGAAGAGAGCCUACAACUUCUCUGGGCAUCCUGUGCCAAUGCUCUGUCACCUGCGCAGUACAGAAGUGCUUCCAGAUACUUAGUUGAAUAACAUCAUCCUGAGAGUGAUGUUCUCCUGAAACUAUCAAAGAAAUUGUACCUUACAGAUGUUUACAGCAGACAUUUUUUUUCAUUGCCUUGAAUGUUUUAAGAUUUUCUGAAGCUAGUCAUCUCAUAAUCCAUAUCAGGGAGUCUGGUCAUGUCUGCUGGAUGCUGCAGCUCACCUUAUCAGUAACUUACAGUUAUCUGUGGUCUUGGUUUAAAAAAAAUAUAUAUAUAUAUGCUGUAACAGAAACUUAGAAAACAAAAUGGCUUCUUUUUAGUCAAGAAGAGUGAAAGCUUAGGGAAAGAGUACUAACUUUCUCUCCAGUGAUAUCCUGUGAAGGUUGGAUACCUUUUGCCAUUCUUGGUUCAAAUACUACCAGAACUGGCAGUACUUCCAUGUUCUCUGCAAUUCUUUACUUCUUUCCUAUUCCUUUAUGCUUCUAGAAAGUGGCUGUAAGCAACUCACAGUUGAAGGAGCAUUUAUAAAUGAGACCAGACCUAAAAAAAAUACAGAUUUUAUGCCUAAUGUAACACUGGAAAAAGCUGCACAUGCUUUAAGACACUUAGGGCAAUGAAAGCCUUGAAAUUAUUCAUUAUUCCAGGGGGGAAAGUUCUCUGAAAUUAUUAUUGUUCAAAUGAGUUGGAUUGUUACUGCAAUCGUUCAUCUAACUACAUAGAUGAGACCUGAAGAGGAAGGCUUCUUUUCUUUUUUUUGCUACUGUACCCAUGUGACUUGGCUUUGUUCAAGUUCUUGUUGUGUGGUGCCAUUACUGUGAAGACCAAGUAUCAGCAUGUAGUAUUACAUCACUACUCAGUCUAAAUGUUGUUACAGUCAUAAUUUUCACGUUUUUGUUGAAGUUGGUGCUUCUAGUUUAGAAGAUUACCCUUGAAUACUUGAUUGUAGUUACUGGAAAUUGCUGUAAUGUGAACUUUUUAUUUGGGCUUUUCCUUUAAAAAAAUGCUUGCGAGGAUCAUUUAAAUCAUAUUAGUGAUUAUAUACAAGAAAAGAACAAUGGGUAAUAUGAAAGUUUCUUCUGUUUUUUUGGCAGGUGCACUUUUUAAGAGCUUGCUCCAAUACUUUGUCAGCAUCAAUUCUCAGUUCCAAAGUUCUGGUAGGAGAUGAAAUGUUGCACUUCAGCUCAGAAGUUUUAGAGAUGUUUUUAAUAGUGUUUAUCCCCAUUCUGCAGUAUUUAAUUUUUUUUUUUUUUUUUUUUUUUUUUGCUUCAUGUAUUUUAAUCAUCUUUGUGAGCAGAUUGGAAGAGAAAUGAAGUUAGCAAAAUGAGUUAUGUUUGUGGCGAAGCACUCUGCAGCAGUUCCAAGUUUAGUCUGUCCACUAACAUGUUUUCCUUAUCUACUUGUCAUAAAUCUUCUAGUUUACAAAAGAUACAUUUAUCUGGAAUAUUAAAAAGAAGUAUAUUGCCUACUGUAUAUAAUCAGAGUAUUUUUAGAAUCAUUAGGAAUAGCAGUUGUAGCCAAGCGUUCGUCUGCAAGAAAUCUCCUGCCUUAGAAAAUGUAAAACUUUAGGAUUUGUACUUUUAUACCGUAUAAUCUUGUGCAUAUUUCAUUAAAAAUAUUUCUUUAAAAGCAAAA
Molecule: messenger RNA, 3173 nt
Organism: Gallus gallus (chicken)
Lineage: Eukaryota; Metazoa; Chordata; Aves; Galliformes; Phasianidae
Gene: FADD
Product: Fas associated via death domain
Exons: 2
Coding region: 78-665 (195 amino acids)
Biological process (GO): signal transduction; negative regulation of extrinsic apoptotic signaling pathway via death domain receptors
Molecular function (GO): protein binding
Source: RefSeq, a predicted model, not a curated record